AUUCUCUCUCUGUCUUUCCCUCUUAAUUUAUCUUCCCUCUUGCUUUAAGUUCUUGAUCUUAUGCUUGGCCUUAGUUCACGUGCCCUUGCUCAAUAGCAAAGCUUUUUUUUUUUUUUUUCAAAUUAAAUUAUACAUGUAGCUUGCAGCAGCAGCAGCCUUUAGUUAACUUAACCUAUUUGUGUAUGUCCCAGCAGCUUUUUCUUUCUUUUAUUUAAAGGGAGAUUAUGUGAGAUAUUGCUUUGCCUUUCCCAUGAUUACAUCUCAAUACUUACACGUUGGAUUUGAGCUAGGCACCUAGGCAUUAAUCCCAUCAAGAUGAGCUUUAAGAACUUUAAUCCAGAAGGCAAUAGUCGAAUUUCCAUUAGCACUAACCUCUGUGUUUUUUCUUAAAACAGCAUUGUUCUUGAUGAUGGGUAUAAUCAUCCAUCAUGUGAAGAAUCAUUUGUUAGUUAGUCACUUGGUGGUUAUGAUUAUUUGUUAGUUCCUAAUUAUAUAUUUAGAAGUUGAUGAAUCAUAAAUUCCAGCCGGCCUCAUCAAUAAUCAGAGUUACAGGUUGAACAUAGAUAAAGUUAUUAAACUCGGUCGGGUCAUGAAUUAACCAGGUUAACCUUGUUAAUUCAAAUCAGUAUCGUUUUGAUUUUUUUUAAAUCAAACCGGGUUUUUAUAUAUUAGGCCGAUUGGGUUUGACCGGAUUAACUACCACUCAGUAUAAUUUGAAAAUCAACUCGGUUCUUAGAUCGACAGGUCAUCAGGUUAACAUGCGAGCCAAACUUAAUCACUUUGAAGGUAGGUUAAUUGUGGGGUUAAGGUUAAUGUAAUGUAAUUAAGCACUCAAAAGGAGACAACUUUUUAAAGGCACCAAUAGACCACACUUGUUUUUGGCUCUCCAGACAUGAAGGCCCAUGCUUUUGAUUUCUCAGUAUGCUUCUUGAGACAAGGUAUAGUAUUCAAUAAGUUAGGCAAGACAUCAAGAUCAUGAACAUAAAAAACUGUAUCUGAUAUAACUUUGUCUUUACAUUUUCUAUUGGAGUAUAAAGCUACUUGGGCUCAGCAGCAACAAUGACUUGAAUUAUUCUCUAAGAAGAGUGGGUGUCUUGUUUUUCCAUGGCACCUUCUACCCUAUAGGACCUCAAGACUUAGAUAAUGCAUGCUCCUACAUCUCAGGACCCAACCCAAAUGCCUUCCAACUCCUCGCAGGCUACACUUUUUGUAGCUAUUAUCACAGUAGUGUAGCAGAUUAGCAUCGCACCUGUUUCGCCACACCACUAGAAGAGCAUCCACAGAAGAUCUGCACAGUUUGCUUCCCCAUCAUCACCCUCUCUUGAUUGUCUUCAAGUAUAAUGACGGGCUGCAAGACCAAAGACAGGAAACAACAAUUGAAUCUGUCUGAAUAAGCUUUAAGUCUACAUUUAUUUGAUAAUUUUCAGAGUUGUUACUACCCGCAAUCUCCCUUCAGAAGACUAUGAACGAACUAGGUUCUGAAAGAUCAAAGCCAUGGAACAUAUACACAAGUUCAGACCCUGCACCAUCUCAAACAGGAGUUAUUGACAGGGAAGCUCCAUGGAAAAGUUUUGGGACAUCCAUGAAUGCGAUUUCUUUUGGUUUUGUUGCAACAGCAAUCUUGGUAUCAAUGUUUCUGAUAAUGGCCAUCUUUGAACAUCUCUUUCGGCCCACUCCUCCUUUUUCCUCACCUCAGGAAGUCACCAAUGGUUCUGCGGAAUCAAGAGCACUACACAAACUCAGAAAUCCACAAACAGUUCCAGCAGCUUAUGCAUCAGAUUUUUCAGUGGUGAUGCCUGGACAGCAACACCCUACAUUUAUUGCCCAGCCAGCACCUCUACCUUGUCCAAGAGAAAAGAUAAAUUGGCCUGCCCAUGAGCAAAUUACUUGAAAAACAUGGUGUAAUGCUUGCAUUGGAUCAUGUAGAAGAUGUUUUGUUAUACUAUGUAUCUAAUCCAGUAUAAAAAUGGUUCAUCACAAUUAUGCAGUACUCA
Molecule: messenger RNA, 1994 nt
Organism: Populus nigra (black poplar)
Lineage: Eukaryota; Viridiplantae; Streptophyta; Magnoliopsida; Malpighiales; Salicaceae
Exons: 3
Coding region: 1463-1891 (142 amino acids)
Source: RefSeq, a predicted model, not a curated record